Messenger RNA from Cuscuta campestris, 943 nucleotides. Lineage: Eukaryota; Viridiplantae; Streptophyta; Magnoliopsida; Solanales; Convolvulaceae. The record is from the annotation of a GenBank genome assembly.
CUGAGGGGUGCUGUUCAACUCAACUCAUUGAUGGGGAUGGUAACUUCAAUGUUGCUGGAAUUGAAAAUUUCAUGAAGGAAGUUAGGCUAGCAGAAUUUGGACUUUCAUACGUUGUAGUAUCAAUAAUGGGUCCACAGAGUAGUGGAAAGAGUACAUUGUUAAACCAUCUAUUUCAUACAAAUUUUCAAGAGAUGGAUGCUUUUAGGGGAAGGUCACAAACAACAAAAGGAAUUUGGAUGGCUCGUUGUGUUGGGAUUGAGCCUUGCACACUUGUCAUGGAUUUAGAAGGCACUGAUGGAAGAGAGCGUGGAGAGGAUGAUACAGCAUUUGAGAAGCAAAGCUCCUUGUUUGCCCUUGCUGUUUCUGAUAUUGUUCUAAUUAACAUGUGGUGUCAUGAUAUUGGUCGUGAGCAAGCAGCAAACAAGCCUCUAUUGAAAACGGUUUUCCAGGUCAUGAUGCGUUUAUUUAGUCCCCGCAAAACAACUUUGAUGUUUGUUAUACGCGAUAAAACAAGGACACCUCUUGAAAAUUUGGAGCCUGUUUUGAGGGAAGAUAUUCAGAAGAUAUGGGAUUCUGUCCCAAAGCCACAAACUCACACAGAAACUCCUCUAAGUGAAUUUUUUAAUGUUGAGGUUGUGGCUCUUAAUAGUUUUGAAGAGAAAGAAGAACAAUUCAAAGAGCAGGUGGCUAGUCUAAGACAGAGGUUUGUUCACUCUAUUGAACCGGGUGGGCUUGCUGGAGAUAGGCGGGCAGUUGUUCCUGCUUCUGGUUUUUCAUUUAGUGCACAGCAGAUGUGGAAAAUCAUCAAGGAAAACAAGGAUCUUGAUCUUCCAGCACACAAGGUCAUGGUAGCCACUGUACGGUGUGAAGAAAUUUCAAAUGAAAAAUAUGCCGCUUUUACUGCGAAUGAGUAGGAAUGGUGUCAAGUAGAGAAGGCAGUCCA